Pedinophyceae sp. YPF-701 is the source of this 1683-nucleotide messenger RNA. Lineage: Eukaryota; Viridiplantae; Chlorophyta; Pedinophyceae. The record is from the annotation of a GenBank genome assembly.
AUGUCUGACAGCGAGGACGACAGCAGGGCGGGGCUGUCCGACACGUCGGACGAGGCCGGGGCGAUCAGGGACGCCACCGACGACGAAGUCGACGACGACGAUGACGAUCUGGACGCGGAGCUCGAAGCGGAGCUGAACGCGGGCGACGACGACGAUGCCAUGAGCGCGAACGGCACCGCGUGCGCCCCGGACGACGCGCAGGAGCGGCAGAUCCUCCAGGCCCGGCGCAUGGCACCGGCGGACGCAGCUGCGCCGUCCGCGGCGUCGCCUCCCGCGGCGAGCGGCUGCGAGCACCCAGAGCGGCUGUACGGCACAUGCGUGGUGUGCGGCGCGGAGGUGCCGGAGACGGGCGCGGGCGACGAGCUGAUCGCGCUGCGCGACACGGACAACGCCGGGCCCGUCAUUCACGUCACGGCGCCGCGGGCGAAGCGCCUGCGCUUGGCGAAUGUGCAAACGGCGCUGCAGGAACGGCGCCUGAUGCUCGUGCUGGACCUGGACCACACGCUGCUCAACUCCCAGGAGGACGGCGAGCACCUGGAGAGCGACCUGCGCCGCGCGCUGAACAAGGAGCUGCACCGAUGCGACGCCCAGGGCAUCCCGAUGCACGAACGCGAGCUCUUCUUCUUCCCGCACCCCGUCCCGGGAGGCCAGGGCAUGUUCACGAAGCUGCGGCCAGGCGUCCGGGAGUUCUUGAAGGAGGCGUUCAAGCAGUACGACCUCUCGAUCAACACGCUGGGUAUGAGUGCCUACGCAGCGCGCAUGGCCAGCCUGCUCGAUUUCUCCGGGAAGAUGUUCCGGUCCAUCUUGUCGCGCGAGGACGCGGACGUCGAGGGCGAUGCGGGCAGGGAACCGACGUACACGAAGGCGCUGCGGCUCAACCUGCACGCGGACGAAGCCACCACGCUCAUCCUGGACGACUCCGUGCGCGUGUGGCCCGGGUUCCAGGCCAACGUGCUGCAGGUACCGCAGUAUCAUUUUUUUCCGGCGUCGAGCAAGGCGCUGGGGCAGUGCGGAACCACGAGCUUGCUCGCGCAGGGCACUGAUGAGGAGAGCUGGGGAGGUGGUGCUGCGGGCGAGCAGGCGCGCGCGGGGGGCGACGAGGACGACGAGGACGAGUGGGAGCGCGACGACGCCGCGCCGGGCGACGCCGAGGGCGCGAGGGCACGGCGGGAGAAGAAGCGGGGCGGAGGGCCCGCGGGGCGCAGUGCCCUCUGCCGGGAGGGCGCGCACAAGGUGCCGAGCGUCCUGCGGCCGACGCUGGAGCUGCUGUCCGCGCUCCACAAGGCGUACUUCGAGGCGCUCGAGGAGAGGCCGGGGGAGGCGCCGGACCUGCGGCAGCUGCUGCGAGACAAAAGAAAGGGGACGCUGGCGGGACACAAAGUCUGCUUUUCGCGGCUGUGGGAGACGGGCUCGGACAGCACGAGACAGGGCCCGUGGAUGCUGGCGAGGGAUCUGGGGGCGCAGUGCACGGUGGAGAUGUCGGAGGACGUGACGGUGCUGGUCGCCGGGGCCGACAACACGGACAAGGUGAAGACCGCGAUGCGGCGCGCGGUGUCUGUCGUGUCGGUGGACUGGCUGUUCGCGAGCGGGCUCCAGCUCUCCCCAGCGGACCCGUUCCGCUACCCGCCGCCCAAGCUGGCAGAGAUCCAACCGCAGCGACGGUAUCUGGGGGGCGCAGCGUGA